Molecule: messenger RNA, 2629 nt
Organism: Anolis carolinensis (green anole)
Lineage: Eukaryota; Metazoa; Chordata; Lepidosauria; Squamata; Anolidae
Gene: nat8
Product: N-acetyltransferase 8 (putative)
Exons: 2
Coding region: 231-896 (221 amino acids)
Molecular function (GO): N-acetyltransferase activity
Source: RefSeq, a predicted model, not a curated record
UGCGCCUUUGGAGUCGCCGCCAGCCGGAGGGUCACGUGGCAGCGGGAGAGGCCGCGCGGGCGGCUAAAACGCCGGAAGUGACGCCACUGGGAGGUUGUGGUCCUGAGGACAGUAGCUCGUUUGGCUCCGGCGGGAGGAGGCGGUGCUGAGUAUUCUUCCACCGGCAUUCAUUCUCUCAGAGGUGGUGCCCAGCUGGCAACUGUUUUGGGGGAGUCCCUGUUCCAUGCACUAUGGCGACCCACCAUAUCCGUGAGUACCACCCUGAGGACUAUGAGACUGUGCGGGACUUGUUUGCCACGGGAAUGAGUGAGUACGUGCCGACCCUGUGCGUCCAUAUGCUGAAGCAGCCCUGGGUGAUCCUGAUCCUGGCUUGCACCUUCUGCCUGCUGCUCACCAGCUCCAGGUCGCUGCUCCUGCCCAUCCUUGCCGUCACGCUUUUGUUGGCUGUGGGCCGCCAGAUCCUGGGCUACAUCUGGUCCAUGUACAUCGACCACUGCCUGCAGGAGGACCUGCUGGACAUCCAGGCCACUUAUGCAACCAGCAAAGGGGCUUGCUUCUGGGUGGCCGAGGCUGACGACCGUGUGGUGGCCAUAGUGGGCGCCAGGCCUUCUGAAGAGCACCAGGGUGAGCUCAUGCUGAAGCGCAUGUCGGUUCGGAAGGACUACCGAGGCCACGGCAUCGCUAAGGCCCUGUGCAGGACAGUGCUCUCCUUUGCCAGAGAUCGUGGCUACCAGUCAGUCGUGCUGAAUACCCUCAUGGUGCAGCAUGAAGCCCGCGCCAUGUAUGAAGGGGUGGGCUUCCAGGUGUAUCGCCACUACAUUUUGCCCACCAUCUAUGGCCACUUGGCCAACUGCACCAUUUCCAAGUAUCGGUACGAUAUUCCCUCUGUUGACUGAGGAGGGAAACUGAGCAACGGUCCAGAUUGGGUGUUUCAUUGCUUUUUGCCUUUUGGGCAUAUAAGUACGACAGGCUCUGGGAAAUGAAGAGGAAGGGAAGUGGUUGGUGUGGGGUGCUGAGUCAAGGUGGCUCAUGCCUUCAUUCUUUUGGGUUGUUGCAGUGGGUACUCGCAAGCCGUAGAAGGUUUUUGCAAGGAAGGAAGCCAGAAAGAGAAAGAUACUUUCUUUUUUUUACCUCUUUGUUCCUGAAUUAAUGGGAAUCUGAUUUUGAACCUGAUGUGGCUUACACCAUUAUGUUUUCUUUGCUGAAGAAAUGGGUUUCUCAGCUAGUUAUAAAUCUUCUCUUCUGCCUCAUCUUGGCGGUUGUAAACAACCCCACAAGCUGCUCUUGCUUUGUUUCUUGAGAGUGCUUUUCCUGAAGCAUGUGGCAAGUGAUAAACCAGAGUUCCACAACUCUUGCUCCAGUUGCCAUGGCCUGGUUGAGUGCUUUGUUGUUGUUUUUCUGCCAACUGAGAUGGGCUCAGUAUUUUCAGAGGCCUUUUCAUCACAUCAUGGUGCGACGUAAUCUUCUGUGUAUUUCCUCAGGGCAUGCAGCAGGCUGCACUUGGUGUGCUUGAAUUCACAGGUUAAAGCAUCCCCUCCAUCAUGGUCCCAAUACAAAAUGGAAGUUCUAUCAUUGAAUGAGUUGUGUGGGGUUUUUUGCAACAAAAAAGUCUUUUCCAAGAAGAAUGAGGUUAGGGUUAGCCUUCUCCCAGUUCUCAGAUUAGCAUUUGGAAGCACUUAAUAAUCUUUCAACAGCUUGGAACCUGGUAGAUGGCAAGAGGAGUUGUAAUUGGACUAAGUCAUCUCAGGAAAAAAAAAACCUGUGUUGUAUUGUUCUCCAGGCAUUGUUGAAUUACAACUCCCAGUACCCCCUACCAGUAGAUCUUCUACCUGGGACUUAUUUGACUUUUGGUCUAACCACGCUUUGGAGGGCCACAUUUUAUGUAUCCCAUAAUAAAAUCAAGGAAUAUGUAAUGGAAAAUGUCCUUAUAAGUUUCCAACCCCCUCCCCCAAAGGAAUGUUUAUUUUUAUCAUAGAGAAGAUGCUUCAGCUCAAUGGCCAUUUUGUUUGCACCUUUUUUUAGUUUUUGUGCCUGAGUGCAAAAGAGUGCCCCUGACAUUUGCCCAUGAGGAAAUUCAAUGAUAUUUGGGACUUUCUACUUUUUAAAAACCGCAAAUAAAGGGAAACUUAACUUAGUGUGUAUGUAUGAUGUCUAUUGUCUAUUAUUAAAUCCUGGAUGUAUCUGCUGGACCUGAAUGGUAAGAGAUUGGGGACCGACCAAAGGAAGAUGUUCUUCAAGCGGUGCAGAGUUUUAGAUGAGUAAUUUGUUAAGACAGGUUGUGAUGGCCAGUGGCUUAAAUGAUUUUAAAAGAGGGCUAAUCAGAUUCAGGGAAGGCCCAGUCAUCAGUGGCUGCUAGUCAUGACCACUCUGUUGCCUCCAUUAUUGGAGGAAGAAGUUUUAGACUAGCACCUGCUGGGAAGGAAAUGUGGGAUAUUAUUGAACACUGUUUGAGGGGCAAAUCCUGCCGUUGAUGUACAGACUUUCCUAAGGAAUUAUGUUCACUUAUCGGGUCUCUUUCAAUGUUUUGUGUGUACCCUUAUUGGGCAUAUUUGUGUCAUGGGCCUGUGGCUGCUAUGUUUACCUGUGAAUCAGUGCUGUGGAACUUGGGGAAAUAAAGAAGUGAAUCACC